AUGUCUGAAAAUGCGGGUAGUUCCACCACGACAACGUCCGAGGUGUGUCCAAUGAGUCAGUGCUACGAGAACUACAUUCUGAUAGACGUGGGAGCCAACCUAACAAACAAGAAAUACAGCCGCGACCUGGACUCUGUGAUCCAGCGAGCAAAGGACUCUGGAGUACAGAAGAUAAUGGUGACAGGAGCGAGCAUAAGAUCGAGCAAAGAAGCCCUUCGUCUCACCAGGAUCUACCCAGGGACCCUGUACUCAACCGCUGGAGUGCAUCCCCACGACGCUAAAUCCUGGGACAACGACGAGACCAUGGAGGAACUGGAGAGCAUAGCGAACAAUCCCGAGUGUGUGGCGAUAGGUGAAUGCGGUCUAGAUUACAACCGAGAUUUUUCAGAUCCCGAGACCCAGAGAUCAGUCUUUCAUAAGCAGAUUGAGCUGGCCUGCAGGCUCAACAAACCCCUGGUGAUUCACGAGAGAGGAGCUCAAAAGGACGUUCUCGAGGUCCUCUCCAAUUACAAGAAUCGCCUGCCACCAGUGAUGAUUCACUCAUUCAUCGGAAGUGCUGAUGAGGCGCGUCUGUACCUGGACGAGGGCUUCUACCUGGGUAUCACGGGGUAUCUCUGCAAGGACAAGUCCGACAGUGGGGUCAGGCAGAUUCUCGAGGGUGGCAACAUAUCACUGGACAAAAUUCUGGUCGAGACAGACGCUCCAUUCAUGUAUCCCAACACCAGGGCCAGCAAACUUCCGAUUCACGUCAAGGACGGAUUGACCGAACGAUCGAUGACAUUUUUGCACAGAUACUGCACCUUCCAGAGGAAUGAGCCAUGUGCACUGCCUGCUGUGGUGGAGAUGGUGGCUGCUUUCAUGCGAAAAUCACCGGAGGAAGUGGCACUUGCUACCGCUUUCAAUGCGCUCAAGGUCUUUGGUUUGAGCCAGUGAUUUUAUCAAGAGCUUUUCAAACGAAAUAACUAUUUGGUGAGAAUUGGAGUCGCCAGAGGCAGUGGUUUUUACUGAGUGUGGUGCUGAUAUUCAGAUGGUGCUCCUACCAGGCAGCUGCGAGGCUUCGAACGCCGAACGAUUUUUACGAUUAUUUUAAUCAUAAUUUUUAUGUGACAAAGUCUGGAGAUUUUAUUGACGUUAGACCCUAGCUUAGACUGGAGGAGAGGCGGCCUCCUCGUGCUUGAGAAUACUCAUUCAAUAUUUUUUUUUAAUCUCCAAAUUACUAUAUUGUCUGGAGGUAAUGAUAACUUAACAACUGCUGAGAGUUCGUCACACUUGAGUCUAAUUGCUUGUGAGAUGUAGCGAAUUCUUUCGGGCUCGGAAAGCUUUUGCCAUGUUCUCGAGUGAAUGGGAAUGACUGUGUGCUUUCCUACUGCCUCGAGUUGUUUUAUUAACAAUGACCAGUGGCCAGUCAGACGAUCUGUGUUACGGGUGUGUCCAUAGGUAGGGACGUUGAGGAAUAUCAGGCUGAAAAUAAUCGAAGAGAAAUUUUUUUCUUUCGUGAUCACGAGAGGAAAACUAAAGGUAAAUCCUGAUUUACAACAUUUUGUUGUUUUGAUAAAUAGAUUAUAGAAAUAUUUUUCAAAAAUAAUUCGGUAUGAAAAAUGGACGAGAAGAUGUAGAAGUGGAAGCGGUCACUCAAAUAAAAUUAAUCGCUUUCCCAUGAA
Messenger RNA from Diachasmimorpha longicaudata, 1661 nucleotides. Its product is annotated as 3'-5' ssDNA/RNA exonuclease TatD. Lineage: Eukaryota; Metazoa; Arthropoda; Insecta; Hymenoptera; Braconidae. The record is from RefSeq and is a predicted model, not a curated record. Gene Ontology annotation, molecular function: single-stranded DNA 3'-5' DNA exonuclease activity. The coding region runs from base 1 to 933 and encodes 310 amino acids. The transcript has 2 exons. Gene Ontology annotation, cellular component: cytosol.